AUUGGCUGAUAUUUGUAUCCCUCCGCUGCAUGGCUGAAGGUGAAGUGGAUCCAAUUCAUAAUACACCUAUGUGUGCGAGCCCUUCCUGUCUCCUUGUCCAACAUGUCAUCCAGUGGACUUUUAACCAUGCGCGUUCAAAUGUGUAAUCGCCUGACUCACAGAUACCUCUCAAGAACCUACACAUCUCGCCCUUCACUCAAUGAAGUCUUCAUUGUCAGUGCAGUCCGCACUCCAAUGGGCUCCUUCAGAGGCAGCCUGGCAGCACUACCAGCCACCAAACUGGGCUCCAUUGCCAUCAAGGGAGCCAUAGACAAAGCAGGAAUCGCUCCUGAAGAGGUGAAGGAAGUCUACAUGGGCAACGUGCUUCAGGCAGGAGAAGGACAGGCCCCCACAAGACAGGCCUUGCUUGGAGCAGGCUUGACCCUCGGCACUCCAGCAACAACCAUCAACAAAGUGUGCGCCUCCGGGAUGAAGUCCAUCAUGCUGGCAGCUCAGAGUCUAAUGUGUGGACACCAGGAUGUGAUGGUGGCAGGAGGGAUGGAGAGCAUGUCCAACGUACCGUACGUGAUGCCCAGAGAGACUCCAGCCUACGGAGGAGUGAGGAUGGAAGACCUCAUUGUGAAGGAUGGACUCACUGAUGUCUACAACAAAUUCCACAUGGGCAACUGUGCAGAACACACAGCCAAGAACAGCAACAUCAGCAGAGAGGAGCAAGACGCCUAUGCCAUCGGAUCAUACAGCCGCAGCAAAGCAGCGUUCGAGUCUGGUGUGCUGGCCAAGGAGAUUUUACCCGUUAGCAUUCCCCAGAGAGGCAAACCUGAUGUAGUCGUGUCCGAGGACGAGGAGUGGAGGAGGGUCGACUUCAGCAAAGUUCCCAAACUGAAGACGGUGUUCCAGAGAGAGAACGGCACCGUGACAGCAGCCAAUGCCAGCACACUGAACGAUGGAGCAGCUGCUCUCGUUCUAAUGACUGCAGAUGCUGCAAAGAAGCUCGGUGUCACACCACUGGCCAGGAUCGUCUCUUUUGCUGAUGCUGCUGUUGCACCCAUUGAUUUCCCCAUUGCUCCUGCAUUUGCUGUACCAAAGGCCCUGGAUGCAGCAGGACUGAAGAAGGAUGAUAUCAGCAUGUGGGAGAUCAACGAGGCCUUCAGCGUGGUCGUGCUGGCCAACAUGAAGAUGUUGGACAUCGACCCUGCAAAAGUCAACGUCAACGGAGGAGCUGUUUCACUGGGACACCCCAUCGGGAUGUCUGGGGCGAGGAUUGUGGGUCACAUGGUGCACAACCUGAAGUCGGGCCAGUACGGGCUGGCAGGUAUCUGCAAUGGAGGAGGUGGAGCUUCAUCUAUUAUCAUCCAGAAAGUGUAGAUGCAGUCCCUGAUGCACUCUUUGUUCAACUGUUGACUCCAGAUGGUGAGGGUGUCUGAACUCCCUUUUACUGUGAACAAUGCUUCUGUUACCACUUUAUUGCCAGUGGCCUUACUCAAACAGCAGAGUAGGGCUCGGCUCACAUGACAUCAUGACUCCAGUGUUUAACACACUCCUUUGUUCAAAACACUCCUUUGUUUGAUGCAUAUUGUUCAAAAAUGAUUAAUAUUUAACUAAUAAAUAAAUAGUUUGUAUGAAACCA
Molecule: messenger RNA, 1627 nt
Organism: Cottoperca gobio
Lineage: Eukaryota; Metazoa; Chordata; Actinopteri; Perciformes; Bovichtidae
Gene: acat1
Product: acetyl-CoA acetyltransferase 1
Exons: 12
Coding region: 103-1365 (420 amino acids)
Biological process (GO): fatty acid beta-oxidation
Cellular component (GO): mitochondrion
Molecular function (GO): acetyl-CoA C-acetyltransferase activity
Source: RefSeq, a predicted model, not a curated record